This is a messenger RNA of Octopus sinensis (East Asian common octopus), 1857 nucleotides long. RefSeq names its product motile sperm domain-containing protein 1. The record is from RefSeq and is a predicted model, not a curated record. NCBI's taxonomy places the organism in Eukaryota, Metazoa, Mollusca, Cephalopoda, Octopoda, Octopodidae. Bases 496 to 1188 code for a protein of 230 amino acids. The transcript has 8 exons. Gene Ontology annotation, cellular component: cytoplasm.
UACUGAAAGAGGAAUAGAAUAAGAAAUUACGUUUCUUCUACACAAAACAAGUUCAUUCAUAAUUGCUUAAGUUCAAAAACUGAUAUUUUGUUUCCUCAGAUUUUAACUCCACUUUUGCAAUAUACCCCGCUACUCUGAGUCAGUAACUGAAAACACUGUGUAGAACCCAUUAUUGCAUAUAUAAUAAACCGCCAUCAUUGGUUCAGUCGUCACUGUGUAAUCAGGAACUACGAAGUCGACUGCGAUAUUUUCCUACAGACAUAGUUGAAAGUAUUUCUUACGACUGUACCUGUUAUAAGUAGUAAAUACUAUUUGCGAAAAUUGAGGAUUUGAUGGAAACAACGGUGUGCUUAAGAUAUCAAAUGCUAGCAGAUGGUAAAGAAGGGGGCUGAAACGAUGACGUAAACACACAAAUAAAUGACGUAAAACGUAUUUAUGUGAUUAAUUGGAGGAAAUUACAACAAAGAGCGAAGUCGUGUCGAAAUUCUCCUCUCCAUGACGAGAUUCGGAACCUCUGCAGUUGAAAAGCUCUCUGGUGUUAAACAGAUGUUCAAGCUGCCCUUGGAAGAAGGCAAACUUCCUGUAUUUGUCUUUCCACAGUCAUUGUCAUUCUAUUUAGAUGACUCCAUUACACACAAACAGGUCCUAACACUCUAUAAUCCUUAUGAUUUUUCAAUCAGAUUCAAAGUUCUUGGCACCUCACCUCAAAAGUAUUCUGUGGAUCAUACAGAAGGCACUGUAAAAUCUAAGUGUUGUGUGGACAUAGUUGUCAAGCAUCGGCAGUUAAUUAAGUCAAAUGACGAGGUUAAAGAUAAAUUCCUUAUUCAUAUUUAUCAUCAUGGAAAAAACCGGAAAACAUUGGGAAAACGUGAGAUCUCAGCCACUCUCUAUUCAACUCGAGUUUCCCUUGGCUCCAGAUUAGAAGACAAUUUCCAGGCUUUACCAAAUGGUGGGAAAGUAGAAUUAAAGCAACGUCUUGUCACUGAUGAUCAAACCUUAACAAAAUGGCCCAGUAUGUUCCUUAUAAGUCUUAGUAUGAUUUGUAUAGCCGUCUUAAUGCUACCUAAUGAAGGCACUACCCCAGAUACUAUGGUGCCAUCCUUUCUCAGAGUUACGGUCAAUCAAAAGUGUGUGGCAGCUUAUGUUCUUGGUGCCAUCACAAUGAUUCUGUUGAAAUCAUAUUCUUAACUUUUGAAGUUCUUUUGUGUUCAAAGAAUUCAUGGAAUGCAGACAAAUUAGUUUUAGAGAAAAUAAAAAAUCCAACCUACAGCUGUAAUAUAUAACUGCGUACUUUAUAUUUAUUUGUGAAGCAAGAUAGCAACACUUCUGGCAUCAUAUCAAACUAUUCCUUAUAAAAAUUUGAUUUGAAAAUGUAAUGUCUAAAUAAACUUAUAUUUUUCAAAUUACGUUUAUACAAAAGAAAAAAAAACAAUUUAUCAAUGAUUCAAAAUUUAUCAACAAUUUUAAAUGCAAUAUGUAUCAUUUCCAGUUAAAUGCUUCAGCUUACUAUUUUCAUUGUACAGAAAUCAAAUCCUUCCAGGAUUGAUAAAAUACCAAUCCACUUGUGCCGAUGUAAAAAACUUUUUCAAUAUAUAUGCAAGGUUUUACUCUCCACCUAUGUAAUCUAUAACAUUAUUGUUUCAUGAAAGGGACAUAGGUCUUGAAGCUUGCUAAAUUAUUUACUUUAUGGAAUCAUACUGAUUUUUUUUUUUUUACCUUGUCCACUGUAAAUUUAUAACAGUUAUUUGUUCGAUAUUGUUUGUUGUGUGUCACCUCCAGCCCAUGAAAAACUGUAACUACAUUUUAUAUUCUUUCUGGUGUUAUAUGUACAAAAGUUAAUAAACUGAAUACAACAAA